UUGAUGAUAAUGUAUUUUGAAUCUGUGAUAACAAUAUGUACAUCAUUUUAGUUUGUACAACUUACUAUUUACUCUUCAGUCGUUCAGUCUUGCUAAUGAAGUUUUGCUCGUUGAAUAUUUCGAAUUUCUCGAUGUAAAGUUAGAUUUAAGCAUCAAAAUGAAAGAAAUAUAUCAAUUACCUGAUACUUUACCUGUAUUCUUUGAAUCUGAUUCAUCCGAAAAAGUGUUAAUCGAGUUCAAAGGCGAAGAAAUUUUGUACAUCAUCGGAGCUGUUGAUGUCCAGGUGUUGGAAGGAACUAUAGAACCAUGGGGUUAUACUAUGACCGUGGAUAGUCCAAAGACCACAUUGUACUCUUCAGGAUUGCAUGGAUUGAUUUCUAUUGCUUCAGCUAACGGACAGAAAGCAGUUGUCAUGCUAGAGAAGAGCAGUCAAUCCAGUAAAUGGAAAUCUUUUAUGAAAAUUUAUGUUCCCAGUUUCAACAUGUUUGACGCAAAUGGAACUAGAUUGACUCCACCCAAACGUUUAUUAGAACUUGAAGAACAAUUAGGUUGCUGGUUUGAUCUAAGCAAGACUCCAAUGUCAAAUCAAAGACUUGUGGUGAAUGAACAAUUUGAAGGUUUCUGUGAUGAACUUCUCAAGCGUCCUAUUGGUUCACCUACUGGAUCAAUCCGAGUUUUGUUGGCUGGGUACAAAAAUUCAGGGAAGUCUACAUUGAUGCGUUAUUUUAUUAAUAAAUGCCUUAAGAAGUGGGAUAGAAUAUUAGUAUUGGACUUUGAUAUUGGCCAAAGUGAAUUUUUUAUACCUGGAUGUAUCUCUGCAUUUAUUGUUGAUAGACCAUUACUUGGACCAAAUUAUACUCAUUUAAUGCAACCUUUAAAAUCAUAUUUUUUUGAGAGUAAUGAUGUUAUGACCAAUGUAMCACUUUACAAUGAAAUUGUUAAAAAAAUAGUUGACGAUACCAAUACUGAUGAGUUGAAACAAAUUCCAUGUUUUAUUAACACCAUGGGAUUUGUUGAAGGAGGAGGCCUUAAGAUCUUACAUAAUCUAAUAUCUGAAACUAAACCAUCUGAUGUAUUACAGAUUAAAUUCAAUGACAACCAAGAAUUAAAUUUGCAUUCAGAAAUUAUAAAUGACAGUAUAAAAUCUUCUUUGUCAUAUAACCUUUGGUAUUUUACUUCAGCUGUUAAAAAUAAGUUUGCUAAAGCUCCUUAUUCACCAAACGUUGAUAAACACAUAAGGCAACAAUUGGUAACAUCAUCCUAUUUCAGUAAAUGUUUGGAAAGUACAGAUAUUUAUUUUAAUGAUGUGAUCCCAUAUAGAAUAAACAUCCGAAAUAUUAAUGUUGAAAUAAAGGAUAUUGAUGAAUUAACCCAAGACGAAUCUUUAGAAAUUAUAAAUGCUAAUGUGGUAGCCCUGUGUGUGGCCAACAAAACAAAUGUAUGUGAAUGUGUUGGAUUUGGAGUUGUUCGUAUUGUAAAUAAAUCUACUGGUGACAUAUUUAUAACUACUCCUGUAUCGCCAGAUAUAUUGAGACAUGUCAAUCAGUUAAGACUUGGUAAUGUUAAUUUGCCAUACACAUUUUAUACAGAAGGUACAGAAAACCCUAAAUAUGUUAGUGUAAAGCAGGACAACAUAUUAAAUGAGAAAGUCGCCAGACAUUAUAAAGUGAUGUAAUUAAUGAUUUCAUAAUAAUUGUUCUUUAUCAAAUAUUGAAAAUAAUAAUUAAAAAAAAAAUAACAAAAAUAAGUGAGAUCAAUGUCUUGUAAGUUCUUAAAAUUAAUACUUCUCUAGUUUAUUUUAAUUUAUAUCUCUAUCAAAUCUAAAAUAAAGAGCUGUGAGUACGGUUUGGGUACCAAUUUUAGGAAUGACUAGUGAUGAAAUUUGAUGAAAAUCAGUUCUGCUA
Diuraphis noxia (Russian wheat aphid) is the source of this 1904-nucleotide messenger RNA. RefSeq names its product polynucleotide 5'-hydroxyl-kinase NOL9. Gene Ontology annotation, biological process: cleavage in ITS2 between 5.8S rRNA and LSU-rRNA of tricistronic rRNA transcript (SSU-rRNA, 5.8S rRNA, LSU-rRNA). Gene Ontology annotation, cellular component: nucleus. The record is from RefSeq and is a predicted model, not a curated record. Gene Ontology annotation, molecular function: polynucleotide 5'-hydroxyl-kinase activity. NCBI's taxonomy places the organism in Eukaryota, Metazoa, Arthropoda, Insecta, Hemiptera, Aphididae.